UCUUUCCCCUCUUUUCCUAGCUGAGAAGCCAUCUUUUGAACAGGAGGACAUCAUGCAAAACACGUCUCGCAGACGGAAACGUUGCCGUCCGCGCUCGUCCCGACAGCGUUUAGUUGAGAAACCUUCUGCUUUGUUCAGUUAUGUGGCUUCUCAAUACGAAGACCCUCGCCCUCGAGAGCUUCACGGACCCAUCAGAGGUUGGGUACGCGAUACUCUCGCACACAUGGGGCAACGAUGAGGUCUCUUUCCAGGAAAUGUCCUCCACCACUAUGGCACCGACGACCAAGAGCAAGGCAGGCUUUGACAAGGUCGCAAAGACCUGUGAGAUUGCACAGGAGAAGGGCCUGGGAUACGCGUGGGUCGACACCUGCUGCAUCGACAAGUCCAGCAGCGCCGAGCUGAGCGAAGCCAUCAAUUCCAUGUUCCGGUGGUACCAGGAAGCGAAAGUCUGCUUGGUGUUCCUUUCGGAUCUCCGCCCGGAAGUUGGCGGCACUGGACCUGGGGUCUAUGAGAUAUCCGACCUGUCUAGGUGUAAGUGGUUCAGUCGCGGCUGGACUCUGCAGGAGCUCAUCGCACCGACUGUCGUGGAGUUUUACGAUGCUGGGUGGACGUUAAGGUUCUCCAAGGACGAGUGGCCAGUGUGCCUAUCGACUGUAACCAACAUCGAUGUCGAAAUCUUGACAUUCGAAAAGGAACUAUCCGCUGUCCCCGUCGCCGUCAGAAUGUCCUGGGCAGCACAUCGCCGAACGACCCGUGUCGAAGAUCGUGCCUACUCUCUCCUAGGGCUCUUUGACAUCCACAUGCCCAUGAUCUACGGCGAGGGCGCCAAAGCCUUCCAGAGGCUCCAGGAAGAGAUUGCCAAGGGCACGGAUGAUUUGUCGCUUUUCGCCUGGGUAGCAGUUGAUGAAGAACAGCGGUAUAGAGGCAUAUUCGCAAAAGAACUCGCGGAAUUCACAUUCUGCGGCAACUAUAUCCGAUACAACCGGCUUACAUCGGACCGGAUCGAGUUCUCCGUCAUCAACAAAGGCGUCCGAUUUACACACCUCUUGGGCAUGGACACGGAGGGAAGCGCCACUUGGUCGCUCCCUUUUGUAACACAAGGCGACUGCCAAAUUUGUCAUUAUUCACAUCGCAUUCACAUCGGCCUGGUUUUCACCGCCGAGGGUUGGGUCCGCGCGACGCCAGGGCGCUGCCGGUACCAGAGUGAGGUGCCGCACGCUAGCGGCUUAAUCGACGUAUGCGUCCGGAGGACGGUCACAGCCUCAGAGAGCCGGAGAUAUGAGCAGCGGCCCGGCCACUUCUUCAAGCUGGAGUGGCAUCCGGAAGACUGCCUCGACAGAUUUGGCAAGCUUCUCUUCGUCGAGCCCAGCGACCUCUGGGACCCCGUCCAUCGGGGAUUCGUGGGGGAAGCUCAGACUGAAGAUUUUAUGGGCAUCAUCAAGAUAUCCUUACGCGCGCUGCCAUCGGAUGUCGUAGUCUUACUAUUUCUAUACAAGGCCAAAGAUCAAUCCCCUAAUGUCCAGCUCUUUCUAGGCUCAACCUGGCCCUGGGAGUUGAAGGAGGGCCAAGCCCACUACCCUGAGUUUAUGUUCUCAGACAUACAUAUGGAGUUGUAUAAGCGUUCCCUGCUAUAUUUCUCCCCUAGUAAUUUGUCGUCUGCUCGAGCCACUUCCGGUGAUCGCCAGUUCCCUGCCGAUUUGACCUGCACGGCAGAAGUGGACGAGGAAAUGCGCCUUAUAGUAUCUUGUAAAUAUAUCAAGGGGCCUCAAACGGCACAGGAGCAGGAAGAACUUCCAUUACUAACUAAUAACUCCGCGCAGAGGCUUUCUGAUGAACCUGAGAGUUGAUAUGUGCGAGGUUCGGAAUAGCAUUGUAGACAUCUCAGCUUAUGGCAGCAUAUCUUCCAGAGAUGAAAACCCUAUAGCUGAACGCAGCCAGCAUCGAUCUAGCUUUGAUCAAUAACAGAUUCUCCAUGUGCUUUCUUUCAGUUCGAUGCUAGAGAUUUUAAGAUGGAAACAAGGCCGCUUUGGGUCGUUGUCCCCAUACACUGACUCCCACAUAAUGCCUCGUAAGCUCGUCAAUCCUUACCUACUUACCUUGGUAUAUUGAGUUCUCAUAUACCCUCAAUCACGUUUCCAUCUGCUCGUCCCCAAAU
This is a messenger RNA of Colletotrichum acutatum, 2155 nucleotides long. Its product is annotated as heterokaryon incompatibility protein-domain-containing protein. The transcript has a single exon. Lineage: Eukaryota; Fungi; Ascomycota; Sordariomycetes; Glomerellales; Glomerellaceae. The record is from RefSeq and is a predicted model, not a curated record. Bases 141 to 1847 code for a protein of 568 amino acids.